Seriola dumerili (greater amberjack) is the source of this 618-nucleotide messenger RNA. RefSeq names its product plasminogen activator, urokinase receptor (gene plaur). The transcript is spliced from 5 exons. Bases 1 to 618 code for a protein of 205 amino acids. The record is from RefSeq and is a predicted model, not a curated record. NCBI's taxonomy places the organism in Eukaryota, Metazoa, Chordata, Actinopteri, Carangiformes, Carangidae.
AUGCAUCUCCUCCUGAUCUUUGGGCUUGUGCUUCUCCCUAAAGCCUACACUCUGAAAUGUUAUGAGUGUGUGUCGGGGGACUCAGGAUCCUGCACAGAAAAGGUAUGCCCAUCACAGGGUCAACAGUGUGGCGCUCUAAGAUUCCUUUCAUAUACAGGUAGUUUAAAAGUUAGUGAUAUCAACGUGAAAACUUGUGCUUUGGCCGAACAGUGUGUUGGGGGAUCACUCAACAUUGGAAUCAGCAGAACGAUAAUUACCAGCAAGUGUUGCACCUCUGAUCUCUGCAACAUUCAACCUGCCCCAGAUGCCAGCAAAUCCAUCCCCAAUGGUAGAAAGUGCUUCAGUUGUGAUGGACAACAGUGCAAUGCAACUCUGAAGUGCAAGGGGAAUGAGGACCACUGUAUCUCCACAACAGUGACUUCCGGAAGAGAAAAGAUGAUCGUGAAGGGCUGUGCUUCCAGCCAGAUGUGCGCAAGCAAGCAAACUGCACGGAUCACAGGAUCCACUGGAGAAGAAAUUGACUGCUGUCAGGGCGACUACUGCAACAGCGCCAGCGGCACAAGCGCUGGCCUUCUGCUCCUGGUGGCACCGCUGAUCUCUUUGGUCAAGUUCUCUUAA